Molecule: messenger RNA, 1452 nt
Organism: Dichotomopilus funicola
Lineage: Eukaryota; Fungi; Ascomycota; Sordariomycetes; Sordariales; Chaetomiaceae
Exons: 4
Coding region: 1-1452 (483 amino acids)
Biological process (GO): protein lipoylation
Cellular component (GO): mitochondrion; cytoplasm
Molecular function (GO): lipoyltransferase activity
Source: RefSeq, a predicted model, not a curated record
AUGGCCUCCUCAUCCCGCCUCAGGGUCCUCACCCACUCCGCGUUCUACACCCAAGAACACCUCGCCCGCCCAGUGCAAAUCUACCGGUCAACCUCUUCCGACCCUUACAUCAACCUCUCCCUCGAACACCACCUCCUACAGAACUCUCACCCGGACUCAACCAUCCUCUUCAUCUACACCAACCGCCCGUGUAUCGUCAUCGGGCGGAAUCAGAAUCCCUGGCUGGAGGUGAAUCUAAGGGCGUUGCGGAGGGGUCUUUCUCCAGAAAAGGAGAAGAAACGGCGACCAAUCGCCCUCGUCCGCCGCAGAAGCGGAGGCGGAACAGUUUUCCACGACGAAGGCAACACCAACUACUCCGUGAUCUGUCCGCCACGGGUAUUCGACCGCGACCGCCAUGCCGAGAUGGUUGCACGUGCCCUGGGAUACCACACCAACAGCAGCAGUGGUAAGGGGUUAGGGAUCAAAAGGGUCCGGGUGAACGAACGGCAUGAUAUCGUUGUUGAUAUCGACGACUCACAGGCGAAUGGGGAUGGAGGGAAUAAGGAGGUCAAAACCUUCAAAAUCUCCGGCUCAGCAUACAAACUGACCCGCACCCGCUCGCUGCACCACGGUACUUGUCUCUUGCAGUCUCCCAAUCUCGCACAGGUGUCUGCCCUGCUGCGGUCCCCGGCAGAGGGGUUCAUCAAGGCGCGCGGGGUCGAGAGUGUGCGUAGUCCGAUUCGCAACGUGGGGGUUGCCGAAACCGAUUUUGUCGAUGCUGUUGUUGCUGAGUUCAAGGAGAUGUACUCUGGUGCCGAAACUGCUAGCGGACAAGGGGAAGGGGAAGGGGGAGAAGUAAUGAUCGUCACCGAGAAAGAAGCACUCGCCAUCCCCUCGGUAGUCGCCGGUGUGCGGGAACUGGCAUCCCCCGAGUGGAUCUUUGGCCAAACGCCGCAGUUUACUUUUUCCACGCGGCCGACCGAGGACGAUCCGCGGGAACGGCCGGACGUGUCGCGAUAUAACUUGCCUGAUAAUUUCCAAACCCACCUAACCCUCCGCCACGCCCUCAUCCAAUCCGCCACCCUCACCGGCCUCGCCCACCACGACUUCGCCCUCCCGGAUGACGAGGACCACCCCGACACCCUCCUCAGCCACGCCCUCCUCCACACCCCCCUGCACCACAUCUCCGACUGGCGCACCACCCUCCGCCAAGCAGCCGCCAGCAGCGAACUGAUAGACGGGGAUGUGAAUGUCGAUGUGGAGGUGGAAGAGGCGGGGGUGUUUUUGAAUGAGAUGUUUGGGGUUGUGCCUGUCACAAAAGGGGAAGGGGGUGAUGGGGACGAUGAGGAGGGGGGGUCGUUGGCGUUUAUGGUGGUGCAGGGGGUUACGGAUGGGGUGCUGGGGUUGGUGGGUGGGGUUUCGGAUGCGGUUGUUGGGGUGGCGGGUGUUGUGGAGGCUAUUACGAUUCUGUGA